Molecule: messenger RNA, 600 nt
Organism: Protopolystoma xenopodis
Lineage: Eukaryota; Metazoa; Platyhelminthes; Monogenea; Polystomatidea; Polystomatidae
Source: the annotation of a GenBank genome assembly
AUGGGCGCACUUACAUUUCUUAUGGCUAAGAAUACGAAUGAUACUCGUUUCCGAAAAGUUGAUGUCGAUCAGUUUACUGAGUCGGCAUUUCAAGAUGACCAGACGGAUGAAAAUUCUAUUCCCGCUAUUGCUGAAUCGCAUAUCAAUAGCCUUCUAGCUAAUAAUCGUAAUAACGAUGCUCUUUUAUUUGUUCUUCAAAAUGCUCCAAUAAACUCAAAGGAUAAAGCAGUUAAAGACGCAGCUGCUAGGAUAAUGAUGAAAAUACUGUCCUCAUACAAGCUUACACAGAUCGACGAAGCAAUAGCUACCUUAAAUGAAGAACAAAUUGAUCUUUUGAUGAAGUAUAUAUAUAGGGGCUUUGAUUCACUCAAAGAUGCGAAUAGCCUUACUCUUUUAAACUGGCACGAAAAGGUAUUCCAACGCGGUAACCUUGGAUGUAUUAUCCGGGUUAUGACGGACCGCAAAAGACUAACUGGUUAUACUCGGUACCGUGAUUAUCACACCAAUGUUGUAACUACACUCGUUGUUGGAGUGGUGUAUGAGCUAAAGCAAGUCUUGGGUGACACGGUCUUUGAGGAAGCUAGGCUGUGCAAAUUUUAA